AUGCCUCGACUCAUACCGCGAUCUUUAUUCAUAUUUUGUUUAAUUGGCCUAGCCUUCUCUGCAGACACACAUGAUUUAGAUGAAGAUCAUAGAAUGUUGGCACAAAAAGCCGCAGACCACAUUAAUGCUCAGUCUAAUGAUCUUUUCCUGUGGGCUUUGGCUGACGUUGAUGACGUUCAUCGUCAUAUUCUCACAGGAGUUAAGUAUACAGUGAAGUUUACUCUUGCCAAGACUGAUUGUACCAAACAAAAUGGGAAGCUUUCGACUGAAGGAUGCAGCCAGGGCAAUCGUUUGAAGAAAUGCACAGCGGAAAUUUUACGCAAAAGCUGGGAAAACUUCGAGGGAGUUCAUAUCAUUGGGUGUGAAGAACCUUUCACUCGAUCUAAAAGACAUUCCAAAGUUCAACUGAAGAGCUCUAAUUUUGUUUUGGAAGAAUUGAGAGACAGUCGCCACAUUAAAUCAAAAGAUUACGUCGCAUGGAACCGAUUCCUUGAUUUUGCUGACAGACACAACAAGCAGUAUGAGAGCAAGAGACACGCUUUCAAACGUUUCCGAGUUUUCAAACGUAAUCUGAAGUCUAUAGACACAUGGCAAAAACGCGAAAUGGGAACUGCUGUGUAUGGCGUUACACAAUUCUCCGAUAUGACUAGCUCAGAAUUCAAAAAAACAUAUUUACCGUACUUAUGGGACCUUCCUGUUUAUCCAAACAAAAUUCUUACUGACGAUGACAUGCCACGGGGAGACAUCCCUGAAUUCAUGGACUGGAGAGAGAAGGGAGCAGUGACUGGUGUCAAGAACCAAGGUAGCUGUGGAAGUUGUUGGGCCUUUUCGACAACCGGAAAUGUUGAAGGACAAUGGUUCUUAUCCAAAGGCAAGCUAGUUUCUCUCUCAGAGCAACAACUGGUGGAUUGUGAUCAUCUCGACCAAGGAUGUAAUGGUGGAUUACCCAGCAAUGCUUACAAGGAGAUCAUGAACAUGGGAGGAUUGGAACCUGAAGAUAAAUAUCCAUAUGACGCUAAGGACGAGACUUGUCAUCUAUCCAGACCUGAUAUUUCCGUUUACAUCAACGACUCAGUUGAGUUACCCAAAAACGAAGAAUCGAUGAAAGCCUAUUUGGUACACAAUGGUCCUAUCUCUAUUGGUAUGUUCAUACUUUCGUAG
Molecule: messenger RNA, 1161 nt
Organism: Auanema sp. JU1783
Lineage: Eukaryota; Metazoa; Nematoda; Chromadorea; Rhabditida; Rhabditidae
Source: the annotation of a GenBank genome assembly